Molecule: messenger RNA, 681 nt
Organism: Dichotomopilus funicola
Lineage: Eukaryota; Fungi; Ascomycota; Sordariomycetes; Sordariales; Chaetomiaceae
Product: glycoside hydrolase
Exons: 4
Coding region: 1-681 (226 amino acids)
Biological process (GO): carbohydrate metabolic process
Molecular function (GO): cellulase activity
Source: RefSeq, a predicted model, not a curated record
AUGCAUCUCUCAACCUCGGCCCUUCUGGCCAUCCUCCCGGCCAUGGCCCUCGCCCAGGCCUCCGGAACCGGCACCACCACGCGGUACUGGGACUGCUGCAAGCCGAGCUGCGCGUGGCCGGGCAAAGGGUCCUCAUCGCCGGCGAAGACAUGCGACAAGAGCGACAGCCCGCUCAACGACAACGGCAGCAGCAAGUCGGCGUGCGACUCGGGCGGCGGCACGGCGUACAUGUGCACCGACCAGAGCCCGUGGGCCGUUAGCGACGACCUGGCGUACGGCUGGGCCGCCGUCAACAUCGCCGGCAGCUCCGAGAGCCAGUGGUGCUGCGCCUGCUAUGAGCUCACCUUCACCAGCGGGCCGGUCUCGGGCAAGAAGAUGAUUGUCCAGGCUACCAACACUGGUGGUGAUCUUAACGGCAACCAGUUCGAUCUUGCGAUUCCGGGCGGUGGUGUCGGCAUCUUCAACGCCUGCACCGACCAGUGGGGUGCGCCCCCCAACGGCUGGGGCGACCAGUACGGCGGCAUCCACUCCCAGAGCGACUGCGACAGCUUCCCUGAGUCCCUCAAGGCCGGCUGCAACUGGCGCUUCGAGUGGUUCGGAGGCGCCGACAACCCGGGCGUCACCUUCACCGAGGUUACUUGCCCGUCCGAGCUCACGUCCAAGAGCGGUUGCUCCCGUUAA